CCAUUGUGAACAGCAAGAUCAUACAUCAGCAACACCUUUCAAUAUAAUUAAUAUCUGAUGUUAAGUUGAGAUUGAGAAGCCAACACACACACAUAUAUACAAGCUUCUACUACUACUACUACUACUACUCUUCUCCCUCAAAGCUUAAUUAAACUUGAACAAACAGAUCUAUCUAAGAGCCUGUACCUGUGAACAGGUCACUUCUCCACUAUCUCUCUCUCUCACUCACUCACUUUUUCCACUUUGAUGUUUUUGUUAGGUUGUUCCAUGAUUCUCUCACCCCACCAUUUUUUAGCUUGCCACAAAUCUCUCGGCUUCAAAUUUAAAUGCCAAGUAAGAAAAGUGUUUAGGGUAAAUAUUAAAGGCCUGAUUUUGCAUUUUUAUCCACUGAUGCAGGCAAGUCAGAGCACAUAUCAACUCACUUUAUCUGAAUUCUGUUUGAGACAGGGUUGGUAUCUAUAUAUCUAGAUGCAUGUUUGGAUGGGCAAAAAUUAUUUCGUAUGGUGCUAAAGCCUUCAAAAGUUAUAUGUGCAUUCAUUUAAAUGUGAUUUAUUCUAAAAGGAUCAUUAAUAGUUCCCUUCCUUUCAAAAGUUAUUCUUUCUAUACAUGUUUUGGACAAUGUUGUAACAAUACAAUACUAACUUGCUUUUGAAUUGAUUAGUGUAGAAUCCCUCAAGGUCAGUCUUUGCUCCUACUGGAUAAUUAACUUUUCCAACACCUAAAAUUCUCAUAUACAAUGGUCUGAAUAAAGAAUCAAAGAUCUAACAUUGGUAAAACAAUUAAUAAUAUUCUUUGUAUAAUAUUAAUGCCAAAGGUAUAUUAUAUCUCUUUUGUUAUUUCAAUUCUUGACAAAUUUAUUUGGACAUUUCAAAUUUUCAAGACUAGAAAUAAUUCUGGAUAGAUGACUACUGGUGCUGAGAGAUACCCUGAUUUCUUCAAAGUCUUCCUUCCCGAGCGGCACUCUGAAAGAAUGCUUAUACCAAAUGCUUUUGUGAGGUUGCCACAGUCACAAGGAAGGAUCCCUGAGGAUGUAAUCCUCAGAAAUAUAAGUGGGAGAGUGUGGCAGGUCAAAACACGCUAUAUCGGAGAGAAACUAUAUUUUGAUGAUGGAUGGAAUGCUUUCCACGAAGAAAACUGCUUAGGACAUGCAGACUUUCUUGUCUUCAAGCAUGACCGAAGUAAUGAGUUCAAGGUACUCAUCCUUGAAUCAUCAACACAGUGUCAAAAGCCUGUGGUAAAGAUGGAGGAGGAGAAUGAACAAGAGCAAGCAGCAGCGCAACAUGCUGAGGACUGUGAUAUAGAGGAGGAGGAAGACAGUUCUUCCAAGGAUGAGAACUAUGAUGACGACAGCGAUGACAGUGAUUUUGAUGAUGAUGAAGAGAGUAAAGAAGAAUUCGGUGCUGGAUUCAAGAGUCAAAGUCAUCAUAGAAGAGCUUGCAAAAGGGAGACUGCAUCAAGUUCCAACCCCGAUGCUGAAGAUCCUCUUCCAGAAUAUGUAUUUGAUCCAGAAAUGUGUAUUCAGCGUGAGAAUCAUUUUUUUAAAGCAAAGCUCUACAGAACUAGACCCAACGAAUUGCAUAUUCCAGGAAAUUCCAUUCAAGAAUUUUCCCUUACUUUUCCUGAAAAUUAUGUUACCCUUAUAUGUUGUCAACCCUGCCAGCGCAAGGACAUUCCAAUGAAUGAAUUGGGAGAUUAUCAUCAUAACUUGACACAACAGACACACAUCCGCAAAAAGUAUCAGGAAGUGACAGGAAGAGUGUGUAGGUGGCAAGAUCGAAUAUGCAUCAAGGGUUGGGCAAGCUUUUCUAAAAGGAAUAAGAUUGAAAGAAAUGAUACAUGCUUCUGUGAAGUAAUAUCAGGGGAAGACCAAGUAGUAAGAACACUUGAGGUGCAUGUUGCCAGGAGGAGAUGAACAACACUAAUACUGCCAGUGAUUUGAACUAUGGACUGAUUGCUUACUUUUAAUUACAUGCUGUAAAUAUUUUUUGGAUAGUACUUAUAAUUUUCUUAUGUAACCGUUUCGUCCAUUUUCUCAUGGAAUGAUAACCAUAUUUAUCUAUAAGUUGGUUCCAAUCAUUUAGCUUACACUA
Molecule: messenger RNA, 2090 nt
Organism: Glycine soja
Lineage: Eukaryota; Viridiplantae; Streptophyta; Magnoliopsida; Fabales; Fabaceae
Product: B3 domain-containing protein REM20-like
Exons: 5
Coding region: 902-1912 (336 amino acids)
Molecular function (GO): DNA binding
Source: RefSeq, a predicted model, not a curated record